Messenger RNA from Pyricularia pennisetigena, 1323 nucleotides. RefSeq lists its product as uncharacterized. The transcript has 4 exons. Gene Ontology annotation, molecular function: transmembrane transporter activity. The coding region runs from base 1 to 1323 and encodes 440 amino acids. Gene Ontology annotation, biological process: transmembrane transport. The record is from RefSeq and is a predicted model, not a curated record. Lineage: Eukaryota; Fungi; Ascomycota; Sordariomycetes; Magnaporthales; Pyriculariaceae. Gene Ontology annotation, cellular component: fungal-type vacuole membrane.
AUGAAAGAACUACCAUCAGAGUCCGCGCCACAAGGCCGAUGGGAAAGUCAAGGCGUCAAAGACCUCAGCCCUAUCGUUCAGUCAACGACGAGGACAAGUCAGAAAACUUUACCGCCCCCUGAUGGAGGUAAACGAGCUUGGCUUAUAUGUUUUGCCGCCCAUAUUAUGACCGCAAACACAUGGGGAAUUAUUAAUUCUUUUGGCAUAUUCCAGGCCUACUAUGCCGACGGCUUGAAACUUCCUCCGUCACAGAUAUCAUGGAUCGGGUCUAUGCAGUUUAUUCUUACUACUUUCUUGGGAGUUUUUUCUGGACGCCUGGCCGAUGCCGGUCAUUUCCGCUUAAUCCUGGCCGUUGGCACUUCACUUGUCUUCCUGGGACUGCUGGGGACUUCGUUCGGCAGCGAGUAUUGGCAUUUCAUGCUGUCUCAAGGUGUUAUCGUUGGCUUCGGAACAGGUUUAAUUGCUUGUCCAAUUAUGUCUGUGACGUCGACGUACUUUACAAGCCGCAAGGCCAUGGCCUUGGGCCUAAUGGGUCUGGGAAACGUUACGGGCGGACUCGUAUACCCUGCAAUGGCUCGCCAGCUCAUACCAAGCAUCGGUUUCGCCUGGGCUCUGCGUACCAUGGCCUUUGUGCAGCUGGCAUCGUCCAUUCCCGUCAAUAUGAUCAUGCGGGCAAGGCUGAAGACCCGGAUCGAGGGCCCAUUUAUCGAUCUGUCAGCACUCAAGGAUGUUGACUUCAGCUUUUAUGUCAUUGGGAUGGUGUUGGCACAAGCCGGCAACUACAUAGGCGUUUACUACGUGGCGCAGUUUAGCCGCACGCAAAUCGCUCCACCGCUCUCUUACCCAGAUUCGCUGAACCUGCUGCUCAUAUUCGCCGGGGUGUCCUUUACUGGGCGCAGUCUCCCGGUUCUUUUAGGAGACCGCCUGGGCCCACUGAACAUGGUCAUCCCCAUGAUCUUCUGUAACGGCGUUGUCAUCAUGGGCUGGAUGAGGGUCACGACGCCGGCGGGCGUCUACGGCUGGACUACUGUAUUCGGCAUGUGCAGCGGGGCGAUUAUGAGCCUCCACCCGCCGGCAACCCUGAGCCUGUCCCGAGAUCCCCGCAAGUCGGGCUCCCGCAUUGGUCUGGCACUUACCUUCAACAGCGCAUCCAUCAUGAUCGGCCCUCCAGUCGCGGGCGCUAUCAUCGCCAGCAUGGGCGGAAGGUACCAGGGGGCCCAGGGAUACGCUGGUUGCUUGCUCAUGAUGGGGGGUGCGUUGGUGUCAUGUGCCAAACUUGCAAGAAAGCGGAUAAAUGGGGAGAAGUGGUCGGAGAAGGUCUAG